AUGUUUUCAUAAUUAAUUUUAUCAACACUAUUAGGUUUAACUUAUUCAAAUUGGACAAGAACUCCUUAAAUAAAAAUUAAAAAAUUUAAUGAAACUGAUUCAUCUGUAUCUAUAAACACUGAUAAUUUUUAUCAUUUAAAAUAUCCUAAUGCAUAUGAUGUUAAUUUAUAUUACAAAUAAGGCAUAAGUAAUUCAAAAAAUUUGAGUGAUUAUGAAAAGAUAAAUAAUAGUUAAUUUUAUGGAAAUGGAUGCUCUUAUUUCUAAAGAAAAAUAAAAGUUGAAGAUUAAAUAUAAUAUCAGCUCCCUGAUGAUGGUAAAUAUAUUUUUACUGAUUUUGCUAUUGUUGGACUAUCAGCAUUUUUAUUAAGGAAUGAUAAUAAGAUUUUUAAAACAGAUAUUUUAAUUAAUGGGAAAGAAUUGAAAGUACAUUAAAUUUUAGUAUAUUUUAAUAGAAAAUCCAUGUUUUAUAAUAAUAUUUAGACUUUUCUAAUGAUUUAAAAGUGAUUUAAUUCAGAAAACCUAGGUUUUUAUAAAUUAAAGAAUAAUUAUUCAUAAUAUCAGAAAAUGGAGCUUUAAGCUUUAAUACAAAAUAAUGGAUAAAUAAUACUUUACCUAAUAUAACCAAAUAUAAAUUUGAAACAGUGAAAAAUAUUAAUCAAAUUCAUUAUGAUGAAUUUUUAAAUAGAAUAUUUAUAGUUGCUGGAACAUAAGGAGUAAUUGUUUAUAAGUUUGAAAAUGAAGAGAUUAAAAAAGUGUAUACAAUUAAUAUGGAUUAUAAUCUUAUAAAGGUUUAGACUAAUGAAAAUAAUCUAUUUAUAUUAGAUGAUAAAAAAGGAAUACAUUUUGUUUCUUUAAAAGAAGAUAAUUUUAUAAUUGAUAGUAAAAUAUUAUAAUUAAUAUAUUUAGAAUUUUUUAUUCCUAUUGAAUAUCCAAUUUCAUUUGUUUAAAAAAAUAAUUAAUUUUUAGUUAUUACCUAGAAUGAAGAUAAAGUUAGAUUUGGAAUUGAAAUAUUGAUAAAUUUUGUAAACUAAGAAUAUUUUUAUAACAAAUUUUAUUUAGAAGAUAUGUAAUUAAAAGAUGUGUAAGAAUCAGAAGAAUAUUAAUUUUUGAUUGGUUAUGAUGUGCAUAAAUUAGUGAGAAGUAAUAUUUAUAGAGGAUUUGUUAAUGAUAAUUUCUAUCAUGGAACUGAUUUUAUGAUACCUUUAUUAGAGAAAAUCUAAGAAUUUAAAGGAAUUAUAUUUGAAGAUUCUUAUUCAAUAGUACAUUUUUCGUUAGGAAUAACUCCUCAUUAUUUAUAUGGAUUAAGUAUUAGGGAAAGAUAUCCAGAAAUAUAAUGCUCAUCUUAAAAUUAAAUUGAAUAAAGUUAUAUGAUUGUAAUUAAUUCAACUUAAUGUAAAAAUGCAGAAAAAAAUCCAUUCAUUGUUUGUCAAGAAUAACAUUUAAUAAAUCUAUCAAUAAAUGAAAUAUUUUUAGACUUAUAAUCACAAUUACUUGUAGAAGUUGUUUUAAUUUCAGGAUUUAUAAUAUUUAUAAUUUUUUUAUUAUUCAGUAUUAUUAUGUGUAGAAGAUGGAGAUUUGCAAUAGAAAUUUUAAAGAGAAAGAGUAAAAAUUAUAUGAAUGUUUAAGUUUCCUGA
This is a messenger RNA of Paramecium sonneborni, 1634 nucleotides long. Lineage: Eukaryota; Ciliophora; Oligohymenophorea; Peniculida; Parameciidae. The record is from the annotation of a GenBank genome assembly.